Messenger RNA from Grus americana (Whooping crane), 2362 nucleotides. Its product is annotated as 1-phosphatidylinositol phosphodiesterase-like. Gene Ontology annotation, biological process: lipid metabolic process. The record is from RefSeq and is a predicted model, not a curated record. Gene Ontology annotation, molecular function: phosphoric diester hydrolase activity. Lineage: Eukaryota; Metazoa; Chordata; Aves; Gruiformes; Gruidae.
UGCACCAGGGUUUGGUGGGGCCAGCCAGGCACUGAGGUGCCCGCUCUCCCGGUGGCAUGGAGGCGCGGUGCCGGCACAGUGCAGCGUUUGACUGCACGCCCCAGCCGGCAGCCUGCUGCCCCAACUGGAUGGCAAGACUCCCCGAUGCCCUGCCCCUCUCCCGCCUCUCCAUCCCUGGCACCCACGACUCCCUCAGCCUGUUUGGUGGCCGGCGCUUGCGGUGCCAGAGCUGGAGCCUGGAGGCCCAGCUGGCAGCCGGCGUCCGCUUCCUGGACGUGCGCUGCAAGCUGGUGCAGGGCGAGCUCCACGUCUACCAUCUCUGCACCUUCCAGCGGGCCAGCCUGCGGGGCGUCCUGCGCCGCACCCUGCGCUUCCUCCGCGCCCACCCCAGCGAGGUCGUGCUCAUGCGCAUCAAGGAGGAGAUGCCCAUCUUCCCCCGACGCAGCUUCGCCGCCCGGCUGCACCGCUGCUUGCUGGAGGAGGGACGGGGCCGCGUGUGGUGCCGGGAGGAGGUGCCGACGCUGGGCCAGGUGCGAGGGAAGAUCGUGGUGCUGGAGGCGCUGGCGCGGGAGGUGCUGGGCAUCCCCUACGAGCAGCUGAGCAUCAGCGAUGCCUGGAAUGUGCUUUCGCUGGAGCGCAAGUGGGCCCGGGCCCGGCGGCACCUGGAGAGGGCGGCCGGCGGGGACCCUGCCACCAUGCACCUCACCUUCUGCUCUGGCAACGGGCUCUUCACCUGCCCCGAGGAGGUGGCCCGCUUCGUGAACUCCCGCUGCUACCAGCACCUGCGCCGCCAGAGGGGGCAGCCCGUGCGCUGGGGGGUGGUCAUCAUGGACUUCCCCGGGGCAGGGCUCCUCCGGCUCAUCGUGGAGAGCAAUGCCCUGCGGGCCAGCGGACACAUCACAGCGGCCUGGCACCACCAUGGCAUCCCCACGGCACCCCCGUCGCAGAAGGGACGGGCGCCGCAGCCAGCACAGCUCCGCUCACUGCCUGCGCCGGUGUCCAUCGGGACGGACGCUGCUCCUGACCCCACGCCUCUGCCGAAGAGCGUCAGCUCCCAUAGAGCAAAAGCAGGUUUCUAGCUCUUGCUGUGUGCCAGGAAGCCUUCGCGUGACAACAGUGUGACAGCGCUGGAGGCAGCAGAGAAGGGUUGGCGGCUGCAGUUGGAGCUGGGCAGCCCGGGCCGCUGCCACCUCCACACCGCUCUCCCCCAAGGAGCCAGGUAUGGUCCUGGUGUGGGGCUGGGCCAGCUGAGUCCCCAGCAGAGUGGCAAGGAUGGGGUGGAGGGAGAAGGUCCUGCCUCACCUCCUCUUGGGCUGGUGACUCCACCUGACGUGCCUCUCUGCAAAGCAGUCCUUUUCCUUUCAAGGGUAAAUAAAAAGAAGCUAGGAAAGCACUCCCUAUGUUGCCUUACGAUUUCCUAGCAGAAACAACCUCUUGCUUUUGCUGCUCAGCUGUGAGGGAGCCUGUACCCCUCUGCCCAUUGCUGAAGCACACUUAAAUUGGUGUUUUUAGCCAUCUUGCUCCUAAGGCAGAGCUGCGAGGGGGUCAGAGGAGGAGGAAUUAAUUUCAAAGGUGACAACAAAUGGUUAGGAACAUCCUUCCCCUUGUUAUUUUAGCUUUUGUUUUUUUCUUGCAGGGGCUUGCCCCAAAAGUCAGGACUGUUAGAGAGAGGCAGCUCUGACAAGUGCCGCCGACCCCAUGCACGGAGAGCUGGAUGGCCACAGCAGCGGCAUUUCAGAUGGGGCUACCCUGUCCCUGGGGUUGCAUACUCAGAGGAUGCUGCACAGGGCACAGCCCGGCGGUCUGCAACAGCGCAGGCAGCAUGGACAGGGCAGUUUGUAGAUCCACAAAAGCAAAGUGGUUGAGGCAUAAGGAAAAAACCUUAAAAUGCCUGUUGUGCCAGUGCCUGCUCUAUCUGCAGAAAAUAAAUCAGCAAUUUAAAUAGACUGGCAAGUUGCAGAACACAGUAGCUCCUUGGAGCUGAAAGAUAACUGAGAUCCCAGGGGAUAAAGCAUCAAACUGCUGGCUGCGCUGAAGCAGGGAGGUGAGGAAGAGAAGAGGAAAGCUCAGCCCCGGCCUGCCAAAAGGUGAAGAACGUCCUCAAGGGUGCCGCUGCCUCAGGGGAAAACAGCUGGGCUCAGUGCCUGUUGGAGGGGAUGCUGCGGGAUUUCCCGGACGGAGGAGAGGAAACUGUUUGCUCCACGGGGGCUGGUCCUGGGUGGAGACCCUGCUCUUGGGGCUGAAUAUGUUUAUCCGCUGGCUGCGCGGCUCUGCUCGGGGAACGGGGAGCACAGAGCCCGUGCUGUAAGGAGCCAGACCGGAGGGGAGGGGAGCAGGCAAUAGCGUGCAGGGGGUGAUGGAG